Messenger RNA from Telopea speciosissima, 1593 nucleotides. RefSeq names its product 11S globulin seed storage protein 2-like. The record is from RefSeq and is a predicted model, not a curated record. The transcript is spliced from 5 exons. The coding region runs from base 37 to 1581 and encodes 514 amino acids. Gene Ontology annotation, molecular function: nutrient reservoir activity. Lineage: Eukaryota; Viridiplantae; Streptophyta; Magnoliopsida; Proteales; Proteaceae.
GUACGUAGUGCUUGCUUGCCGUGAGCUCACACAGCCAUGGCUAAGAAACUUUCUAUUCUACUCAUAGCCACUUUCCUCUCUUUACUUCUCGUGGCCAACCAUGCUGUGGCCAACAAAGAAGUCGAGGCCACCAAAGAAGUCGAGGCCAACAAUGCUGAGGCCAAAAUCGAACUUGUGACCAACAAUCCUGAGGCCAUCAAUGAAAACGAACAGAGACAUAGGCAAACACGCCUGAGAGAAGCUCGCCAGUGCCGUCUCCAGAGUAUCUCAGCGAGUCAACCCAGCCGAAGCAUUCAGUCAGAGGGAGGCGUGACCGAGUUCUGGGACGAGUUUGAGGACCAGUUCCAAUGCACCGGUGUUGCAGCCAUGAGAAAUACCAUUCAACCUAACUCUCUCUCUUUGCCCAAUUACUCUCCCUCACCACGCCUCGUCUACAUUGAACAAGGUCGAGGGUUGCUAGGAAUAACCUUCCCAGGCUGCCCAGAUACAUACCACUCAUCAAGAGGAGGACAGUCUGAAAGGGGCUCAGAGGAUAGAAGCGAAGAACAUGAAGGAAGGAGGAGGAGGAGUGACCAACACCAGAAGGUACAUCGUGUACGCCGAGGACACCUGGUUGCAAUUCCAGCUGGCGUAGCCCAUUGGUGCCUCAACGAUGGAAACGAAGAGCUCGUCGCUGUCUCCGUCUCCGACCUUAACAACCAAGCCAACCAGCUCGAUCAGAAACUAAGGUCGUACUACCUCGCCGGGGGGCGAAAUCAUGAAUCACAGAGAGGGCCACAAAGAAGGCAGCAACAAGGUGAGACCUACCAGAAUAUAUUCAGAGCCUUUGAUGAGAACUUAAUGGCAGAGGCCCUCAACGUUCCUGUGGAGACAGUGAGGAAGAUGCAGAGGGAAGACAAGAGAGGUUAUAUCGUUAGGGUACGAGAAGAUAUGAGCGUAAUCCGACCCGAUGAAUACAAAGAAGAUGAUGAGAGAGAAGAAAGUAGAGAGGGUGGUCACAGAUACGGACAACGAGAAGGAAGGUCAAAUGGACUUGAAGAGACCGUGUGCACCGCAAGGAUCCACCAUUACAUGGACAACCCCAGAGAAGCUGAUGUCUACUCUAGACACGCCGGCCGCCUCAAUCUCGUUAACAAGCUCAAGCUCCCCAUCCUCUCUUACUUGGACUUGAGCGCCGAGAAAGGCAAACUUCUUCCGAAUGCCAUACACGCACCGCACUGGACGAUGAACGCACACAGCAUAGUGUACGUGACGCGAGGAGAGGCGCACGUGGAGGUGGUUGGGAACAACGGAGAGAGGUUGUUGGACGAUAAGGUGAGACAAGGAGACAUAUUCAACGUUCCACAGUACUUCGCUUCGACAGCUAGGGCAGGGAGGAACGGGUUUGAGUGGGUAGCCUUCAAGACCUCAGCCAUGCCCAUUAAGAACUCACUUGUAGGAUCCACUUCGGUGUUCAGGGCAAUGCCAGCCCAAGUCCUUGCAGAGUCUUAUGGGCUCAGAAUCCAGGAAGCCCACAACCUCAAGUUCGGCAGGGAGCAGCACACUGUGCUUCUGCCUCCAAGCAGGAGUUCCUCUAACUAAGGCAUCUAUUAC